AUGUUCUACUCAGAUCCACCUCACCUCGUUAGGGCCGGGGAGCUCAAGGAGCCUCCUAAGGGAAAGCCUUACUCCGUCGCCAUCCCCGGAACCGAAAAGCCUGGCCGCUCCCCGAUAUACCGAGCAUGGAGUGCGCAAAAGGAGUUGAUCAAGUCGCUGGAUCCUAAGAUCACGACUGCCCACGAGAUGUUCGAGUCCACUGCCAAUCGCAUUCCCAAGAACCACUGCCUCGGUUGGCGUUCAUUCAACACCACAACGAAGACCUUCGAGCCAUACCAGUGGAUUACAUAUGAGACUGUCCAGAAACGGCGUACAAAUUUCGGUGCGGGUUUGGUAGAGCUACACCAUAAGCACAACUGUCAUCAGCCUGGCCAGUAUGGUGUUGGUCUCUGGUGCCAGAACCGACCCGAGUGGCAAAUCACCGAUCUGGCUUGCAUGUCCCAGAGCCUUUUCUCGGUUUCAAUCUAUGAUGUCUUGGCCCCCGAUGCGACGGAAUACAUUAUUAACCACGCGGAGUUGAAGUGUGUCGUCACUUCUCUUCCUCAUAUCCCCACCCUCCUCAAACUCAAGUCAUCAUUGCCUACUCUCAAGAUCAUUAUCUCUCUGGAUCCGCUUGACUCCGGCGAGCAGGAUGGUCAUUCCAAGCGUGCUUUGCUGGAAGCUAUGGCCGCCGACCAUGACCUUGCCAUCUACGAUAUCACUCAGGUUGAGGCGAUCGGUGAGGCCUCGAAGCGUGCACUUAACCCUCCUUCGGCUUCGAGUCUUGUCACCAUCAAUUACACCUCCGGUACCACUGGCCCUCCUAAGGGUGUUGUUCUGACUCAUGAAAACGCAGUGGCUGCCGCUUCGGCUGGUCUCGCGUUUGUUGGUCAGGCUCGAGGUGACACAAUGUGCUCUUAUCUUCCGCUGGCUCACAUCUACGCUCGUAUGUCCGAACACUGCGCUCUGUGGGGUGGUGCCCGAAUUGGAUACUUCCAUGGCAAUAUUAUAGAAUUGGUUGACGAUCUGAAAUUGUUGAGACCUACCGGAUUCAUGUCUGUCCCCCGACUCUACAACCGCUUUGGUACUGCGAUUCGCGCGGCCACAAUUGAGGCGCCUGGCUUCAAGGGUGCUUUGUCUCGACACAUUAUCGAUGUUAAGACUGCCAAUCUGAAGAACCCAAGUAACCCAACCUUCCGUCACGCUCUGUAUGAUCGCAUCUGGGCUAAGAAGGUUGCCGCGGCUAUUGGAUUGGACCGUGCGAAGUACCUGGUUUCCGGCUCGGCGCCUUUGGAUCCCACUCUUCAGAACUUUUUGCGAGUUGCUAUCGGUGCUCCUUUUGUUCAGGGGUACGGUUUAACCGAGACCUAUGCUUUGACUGGUGCACAGUCACAAUCAGAUAUGAGCGCCGGUAACUGUGGUUCUCUGGCUUUCUGUGGUGAGGCCUGUCUUCUUUCUUUGCCAGACAUGGAGUACUCUGUAGAUGAUAAGCCCUACCCCCGUGGAGAGCUUAUCGUACGCGGCCAUAACCUGUUUAAGGAAUACUUCAAGAACCCAGAGGAGACCGCAAAUGCGAUGACAGAGGACGGCUGGUUCCGCACUGGUGAUGUGUGCACGGUGGACGAUAUGGGCCGCUUUAUCAUCAUCGACCGUCGCAAGAACGUGCUCAAGCUCGCUCAAGGUGAAUACAUCUCCCCGGAGAGACUGGAGGGUGUCAUCCUCUCUGAGAUUGGCUACCUCGCCCAGGGCUACGUUCACGGCGACAGUGUUCAGACCUUCCUGGUUGCUAUUUUCGGUGUUGCGCCCGACCUGUAUGCUCCAUUCGCUAGCAAGGUUCUUGGUCGUCAGAUCGAGGCUACAGAUCUCGAUGCGAUCAAGGCUAGUCUGACAGAUGACAAGAUCCGCCGUGCUGUCCUUAAGGAUCUGGACCGUGUGGCUAAGAAGCACAAGUUUGCUGGUUACGAGCGAGUUAAGAACGUCUCACUGAAGUUGGAGCCCUUCACCAUUGAGAACAACCUACUUACUCCAACUCUCAAAUUAAAGCGCCCUCCUACUGCCAAGUAUUACCGUGGCCUUCUGGAUCAGCUUUAUGCGCAGGGCUUGGAGGAGGAGUCUGCUCCUCGUGCUAAGCUUUAG
This is a messenger RNA of Penicillium malachiteum, 2115 nucleotides long. Its product is annotated as putative AMP-binding enzyme. Gene Ontology annotation, molecular function: long-chain fatty acid-CoA ligase activity. The transcript is spliced from 4 exons. The record is from RefSeq and is a predicted model, not a curated record. NCBI's taxonomy places the organism in Eukaryota, Fungi, Ascomycota, Eurotiomycetes, Eurotiales, Aspergillaceae. Gene Ontology annotation, cellular component: endoplasmic reticulum; membrane. Gene Ontology annotation, biological process: long-chain fatty acid metabolic process. Bases 1 to 2115 code for a protein of 704 amino acids.